UGAAGAUAGCUGAAAUGGAGAAGGUUUCUCUGAGGUGAUUUAUUGUAGUGAUUAAUAUAUGAUUAAAAUUGAUAAUAGUACCAUUUCCUAAUUUUAAAAAGACAUGUAUGCUUUUAGAAAAGUUUUCAGCCAUGAAAACAUUUUGUGUUCGGCGUGUCAGUAGUCUAGAAUAACACAUAAGUGCAGUGUAUAGUCCAAAAUUUAGUAAAUUAAUCCGUUAUAAAGGUCUCGCGCACAAAAUUUUACAUUUUGUCGAGUUAGUUUAAAUGCUAAUGUAAAAUUAUGUAUAAUUAGCUUUACAGUCUAAAUUUGUGUCAUUUCUGUUAUACAAAUCAGAAAAUUAAGAUUAUACAAACGGCAUUUGGUUUCAUUCUAGUGACGGUUGACGGUUAGCCCUGUUAGCAUGAGACGUUGCCCUGAGUUCACUGUGUGUGUGUGUGUGUGAGUGAGUGUGUGUAUGGUUUGUGUUUUCUGCAGGACAUUUCUGAAGAAAUGAGGUAUAAACUGGGUCACAGAAGCUCUUGAGAGUCCAUAUUUGUGGUGAGAUGGUGUAAAGAACAGCUGUCUCUACAGAGCUGUGAAGGACAGUCGGGGUGAUGCUGUGAGAAGUUAACGGUAUGAUAACCCCACAACCCAGUUUUCGGAAGUCGCUUGGCUCGAUUCGGAUGGAGGUGUGUGUUUGUUUUUGGACCUUGCUGGUGUGCUUUGAGGAAGGACAGAGAAGGGACAGUUGGAUGUGACUGCAGCUUCAUCAGAGCAGUAAGACUCAUCGGAGCAGGAGAGAGGAGGACAGCUGAGAGUGUGACUUUGACUCCUCUGAGGAGGAAAGGUGGAGAAAAAGUCAGCAGUUGGAGUUUCUGGAAUUAAUUUUGCAUCAGCCCUUGUUGGAUGCGCUGAGUUUGUCCAGACUCGGAGGCUGAAGCCGGGUUCCCAACUCUGGAUCCUGGGCUCCAUCCCUGCUAAACCCUCUACCUCUCCUUUCCAGGAGUGCAAAGACCUGAAGGAGCCCACUAUCCAUCAGACUCCUAACGAGCGUCACUGCACUGACCAUGUACCCACAGGGUAGACACCCGGUUCCACUGCAGCCUGGCCAGUCCUUCAAGUUCACUGUGCUGGAGACGCUGGACCGGAUUAAAGAGGAGUUCCAGUUCCUCCAGGCCCAGUAUCACAGUCUGAAGCUGGAGUGUGAGAAGCUGGCCAGUGAGAAGACCGAGAUGCAGAGGCACUACAUCAUGUACUAUGAGAUGUCCUACGGACUUAACAUAGAGAUGCACAAACAGGCGGAGAUUGUAAAGCGGCUCAGCGCUAUCUGUGCUCAGAUCAUCCCUUUCCUCUCUCAGGAGCACCAGCAGCAGGUGGUGCAGGCUGUGGAGCGGGCUAAGCAGGUCACCAUGGCAGAACUCAACGCCAUCAUUGGGCAGCAGCAGCUUCAGCACCUGUCUCACCACACCCCAGGCAUCCCGCUAACCCCCCACCCAUCAGGCCUGGCACUGGGGGGAGCCUCGGGCCUGUUGGCUCUGACUGGGGCGCUCGGCGUCUCUGCUCACCUGAGCAGCAAGGAUGAACGCAACCACCUGGAUGCCGAGCAUCUUCGAGAGGGUGCACCCAGCAGGAGUAAGUCUGUGUCAUCAACAGACAGUCAAGCGAUAGAGGAGCGUCAGGGCCCCUCAGGAGUCUUCCCCUCUCACACCAGCAAUGACGCCAAGAGGAGGCGCUGUGAUGAUAAAGAUGGCCCAUCACAUUAUGACAGUGAUGGGGACAAGAGUGAAGACAACCUAGUGGUAGAUGUCUCUAAUGAGGACCCUUCCUCUCCCGUGGGCAGCACCCCCCACUCUCCUCAUGGAAACGGCUUAGACAGAGCACCUACGCUGAGGAAGGAGCUCCCCAGAUCCCCAAGUCUCCCUCCCGCCCCCUCACCUCCAGAUCACAGCCCUGCUCCAGGCAAGGGCAAGGACCCAGCACAGUCAGAGAAAUGUCAGUCACCAUCUUCUAAGUCAGGCAGUAGCUCCCCCUCGCACCGCGAGGCCCUCACCCCUGGACCCAGCACUUCCUGUCUACGGCUAGUCACUAAGCCUGUGUCCUCAGCAGAUCCUAUGGCAGCUUUGCGCAGUCCUCUGUCCAUGACAUCAGCUUCUUACCCAGCUCAUUUUGGUGUCGUGUCUCAUGCCGGACUGAAUGGAGAGCUGGCCAGUCCAGGCAGCUUUGGUGGCUCAAUCACUCUCUCACCCCAGAUCAGUACUGCAGCUAGUGCCUACACACGCAGCCCCAUGGUGGCUUAUGAAUCACGCUCUCACCUCAGGCCCUCAGGGCUGUCCUCCUCUCUGCCUGGCUCCAGUGGGGGCAAGCCUGCGUACUCGUUCCAUGUGAGUGCAGAUGGACAGAUGCAGCCUGUACCCUUCCCUCCUGAUGCUCUCCUGGGCCCGGGCAUCCCUCGCCACGCCCGCCAGAUCCACACACUCAGCCAUGGAGAGGUGGUGUGUGCCGUCACCAUCAGCACCUCCACACGCCACGUCUACACUGGCGGCAAAGGCUGUGUCAAAGUGUGGGACAUCAGCCAGCCGGGCAGCAAGAGCCCCAUGGCCCAACUCGACUGUCUGAACAGGGACAACUACAUCCGCUCAUGCAAGCUCCUCCCAGAUGGGAGAACUUUGAUAGUUGGAGGUGAAGCCAGCACUCUGUCCAUCUGGGACUUGGCCACGCCCACUCCACGCAUCAAGGCGGAGUUGACCUCCUCGGCUCCGGCGUGCUACGCGCUGGCCAUCAGUCCAGACAACAAGGUCUGUUUCUCCUGCUGCAGCGACGGCAACAUCGUCGUGUGGGACCUUCACAACCAGACACUCGUCAGGCAGUUCCAGGGCCACACUGAUGGAGCCAGCUGCAUCGACAUCUCCAACGACGGGACCAAACUGUGGACUGGGGGACUCGACAACACGGUGCGCUGCUGGGACCUGAGAGAGGGCCGCCAGCUCCAGCAGCACGACUUCACCUCCCAGAUAUUCUCUCUGGGCUACUGUCCUACAGGAGAGUGGCUGGCAGUGGGCAUGGAGAGCAGUAAUGUGGAAGUAUUGCAUGUCUCCAAACCAGACAAGUACCAGCUGCACCUUCACGAGAGCUGUGUGCUGUCACUCAAGUUCGCCUACUGUGGUAAAUGGUUUGUGAGCACAGGAAAAGACAAUCUGUUAAACGCAUGGAGAACGCCGUAUGGAGCAAGCAUCUUCCAGUCCAAGGAGUCCUCAUCCGUCCUGAGCUGCGACGUCUCACCAGAUGAUAAGUAUAUAGUCACUGGCUCUGGAGAUAAGAAAGCUACUGUGUACGAGGUGGUCUACUGAGCACAUGAGAGAGGAGCGAGAUGGAUGGAUGGAUGCAUGGAUGGAUAAAAUGGAAGAAAGUAUGAGCUGAAAGAAAAGCACUUACCAGGAGCUCAUUCAUGGCAGCUGUGGUGGGCAACCAUGGGUGCUCUUUCCAAACAGUAUUCCCCUCCAUCGUCUCUCAAGUACCAUUAAACCCCAUCCCCAUCCCCAUUCCAUCCCCCUAUAAGCAGGAAAGAGAGAGAGAAGAUAGAGAGGGAUAAACAGAAAGAAUAAACAGAGGGAGUAUAAUUAGCACAGUGUCUAGAUGAAACGCCCAGCGGCGAGGAGAAAGCUCACAGGAGAAGAGGUAAGCACUUAGGGAGCUGCAGCUCACACAAACACAGAUAGCAGACAAUCAAUACAUUCCUGUAAAAAAAAAAAACUCACACUGUAAUGAGCCCAAAUGCAACAGAGCUCGUUACACAACACCUCAGAGAGCAGAAUAACUGGACUGCAGCAUAGUGCUGACUCUGGCUUGAGAAACCUGCACCACCAUGUCUGCACCACUCCAAUUAAACAUGCAUAUGGCAAUUCCCAACUGAAUUCUGCAUCGUGCGUUUCCCUCUCUUGUGAGAGACUCCCUAGAGACUCUAAUGAGGAGCAGCUGGACCUCUCAGUGGGUUUCAUGUUGAAAACAUUAAACAACAGCAUUUUCCUUUUUUAAUUCCAGAGAAUGAGUAUAUGUGCAGAACACUUAAGCAUACAUGAGUUGAGAAAAAGAUUGAUUAUGUGUUCUGGAAAUCCCCUGAAUGAGAACUACAGUUUUGUGUUUAUGUUCCUGCAACUCUGCAGGAUCCGUGACCAUUUUAUGUUAAGUAACCGAAGUGAUGCAAACUGUGCAUCUGACAUUUCAGAAGCUGGAAAACAUAUAGGGCAUUCCACUAACAGCAUGUACAAAACUGUAAAAUCGAAUGCACUUUGGAAACGUUCCACUUUGACAGUCAUGCCGCUUCACAUAAUAGCAAUAGCUUUUUAGCUAAAAGCAGAUUUUUGUAUCAUGCCAGGCAAGAUGGUUAGUUAUUCUGUGAAGCUUGACCAAUCAGCAGUGUAAAAUAUCACUGCUAGGGGUGAAACAAUUGGACAAUUUGGAGUGAUUAAUUGAUUUAAAUGCCAAUGAUUGCAAGGAAUCGAGGCAACAAAGAGAAAUCAAUUUUUAUAGAUUAUAAUUGAUUACAGGACAGACAACUGAUGUAUAAAAAUAAUUUAUGUUUUACACUGAUGUUACUGGAGGCCUACUCCAGAUUCUGAACAAAGUUGGUCACAUAUCAUUCACAGGUUAAUAUAUUGUAUCUUAGGAGAUUCAGUGGUUGCCUUAAGAAUCAAAAUCAUAUCAUAUCAUGUGGAAGCCUGGGGUUUAAACCUCUAAUCACUAUCUCCUGGUCUGCAGAAAAGUACUCACUCUGAAGCAGGAACUAAAACGGUUCCUGGAUAUUUAGCCCAGAAUCUAAAAUUGUCCCUGACUCCUCAUGGUGUAAAUGCACCUAAAGUACUUGAGUUCCUGGAAAAGUUCUUGCACUCCUAAAUUUUUUUUAUUUACUCCAGUGGAAAGACAUUGGUUCACAUUGCAAGUCUUAUUCUUCACUUUUGAUUUUUUGCUUGGUGGUGCAGUGGGGAGUAUUGCCACCUCACAGCUCCAGGGUCCUGGGUUACCGAUCCUGAGCCCUGGUUACUGUCUGUACUGAGCUUCACAUGUUCUCCCCACAUCUGUGUGGGUUUCCUCCCAAAAACAUGCCAGGAAGUAUACUGGUUAUGCUAAAUUGCCCCUAGAUGUGAGUAUGUGUGUGCAUGUUGCCCUGUGAUGGACUGAGCAUAUUCCCGCCUCAUGCCCAGUGUUCCCGGGAUAGGCUCUGGAUCCACAGCAGUUAAUGAAGCUGAGUGAAUGAUGAGACCAAUGUUUCUGGCUUGGUGGUUCACAUUCAUGUUUGUAUGUUUGUGAUCUAUCACUAGUGUGAACAAGCCUCUGCCCUGAAAUGAGCACUUUUCCAAAUCAGUAAUUCACAUGCACAUCAACAAUGGCAAAAAAUAAAUAUCAUAAUCCAUCAUUUUAGUAGCUCUGAAAUGGACAGUCUUAAUUAGAUAGAUGAUUUGCUCUAAAGGUCAGCCUCAGCUAAUCAGCUUCAAGAAGGCAAAAAAGGGCAGAAGCUGGUUUGCAGCUUUUACUGGCACUGAGACAGACAGCAGUGAUAUAUGCAUGCAGAGUGCUGUAAUAUAAAAAAAGACACGGGUUCUGAUCUGACUGGUGUCAUUAAGUUGCAGACCUUGUAUCAGAUAUGUAGGACAUGUGAAAGUGAACUGAAAUACAAAAAGCCCAAAAUGUCGCUUAUAACAUUUAUAACAACAUGCUAUCAUAAAUAAUAAUCAUCCCUGCAGUCAAAUUUAGACUUGUUUGUAGAUGCCCUGUGUUACAUCCCCGAUGUAUCCCUUUAUCUUGAAGAGCUAUGGUUGCCCACCCAACCUGUGAUGUCUGAAAGCAAUCCUCAACCUGCUGGGGAAAAGAUUUUGUGCUUUUAAUUUGCUAAACAUGUUUCCAGGGUUUGUUUUUCACGUUUAUCUGAUCUGUGAAUCAGAAGGCCUGUCUUGGAAUCUGAAAUAAUCUUUUGCUUGCAACCUUUCCAACACAAAACAAACUGUAACAUUUUUUUGUAAUGAAAAUAAGUAAUAGUGCUACAACAGUGUUUUGUUCUGUUUAUUGUUAUGCAUAUAGUGUAUUUCCUCCUUUCUAUAAAUGGCUGAGAUGACGGCUGCCCAAAGAUGUUGGGAUUUUAGUCUUGCGCAAUCCAGACCAUCUCCACUGCCUUAUCAUCACAUCUUACCUGUAAUGGGAAUUACAUCACAUCUGAUCAUGCUAUGGGAAUAUCUGUAUCUAAUGCUGCCUAAGGCUUUGUUUCUAUACUGAAAACAGUGUACAGUGUCCAGCAAUCUCGCUCUGAAGCCAAGGACUUUUUUCCAGUUGUGAUAUCCCUCUGUAGCACUUCAUAUGAAAUGUACCAGACAUGCAUAUAAAGACAAUUAAACUUGUGGUCAUCUUUUGA
Pangasianodon hypophthalmus (striped catfish) is the source of this 6382-nucleotide messenger RNA. It is a transcript of the gene tle2b, whose product is annotated as TLE family member 2, transcriptional corepressor b. The record is from RefSeq and is a predicted model, not a curated record. Lineage: Eukaryota; Metazoa; Chordata; Actinopteri; Siluriformes; Pangasiidae. Gene Ontology annotation, biological process: regulation of DNA-templated transcription; negative regulation of canonical Wnt signaling pathway. Gene Ontology annotation, cellular component: nucleus; transcription regulator complex. The transcript is spliced from 22 exons. Bases 1050 to 3329 code for a protein of 759 amino acids. Gene Ontology annotation, molecular function: transcription corepressor activity; protein binding.